Molecule: messenger RNA, 4647 nt
Organism: Cebus imitator (Panamanian white-faced capuchin)
Lineage: Eukaryota; Metazoa; Chordata; Mammalia; Primates; Cebidae
Gene: GCGR
Product: glucagon receptor
Exons: 13
Coding region: 2909-4351 (480 amino acids)
Biological process (GO): adenylate cyclase-activating G protein-coupled receptor signaling pathway; cell surface receptor signaling pathway
Cellular component (GO): plasma membrane
Molecular function (GO): peptide hormone binding; glucagon receptor activity
Source: RefSeq, a predicted model, not a curated record
GAGAUCAGGGUCUCCUGUCGGGGGAGAGGACUGGGUGAGAUUAGGGUCUCCUGUUGGGGGAGAGGGCUGGUGAGAUCAGGGUCUCCUGUGGGGGGAGAGGGCUGGUGAGAUCAACAGAGGAGGGUCCCUUCUUCCCUUCAGGCAGCAAAGCCUCUCCCCUUGUGAGCUGGUGUGUCACCGUCAGUGAUGUGGUGUGGGGUCCCCACUUGGGAAGUUAAAUUGUGCUCUGUCCCAGAACCACAGCAGGCUCAGCCCUGCUUUCCAGGCUGGGCUCUCUCCUGGAGGCUCAGCUGGCUCCACCCACCCCGUUGGGAUAAGCAGCUGGAAUGUCCCUACCCACACAGGACCCACUGCCCUCAGGGAAUGGAAAACCUCCGUCUCACUAUCAGACCCAGUGGAGAAUUGCCCCCACCCCACCUCUUGUAUUCAGAGGCUCUGACCCCUAGGGAUCCUGGACUAGGGGUGCCUUGAUGGGGAGCCCACCUGUGGCCUGUGGGUGCUGGGCUGUGGGGGGCAAUCCUCCAGGAUCCCCAGCCCCACCUUCCCAACCUUCUGUUGAGGGUGGGAGGACACAGACAGCCCCCCUCCCUCUUCCUCCUCCCUACUCCUAGGCCCUGAGUGCUUUUAAAAAAGGCCUGGGGGAUUGGGCAGCCCACCCCUCCCUCACCUCGAGGGGGUCUCCAGAGUGAAGGCCCGGCCGGAAGGCAGGGCCCUGGAGCGGAGGCCCUCGUGUGUGGCGGCACCAUCUCCCCUCUCGCUGGCUUGUGGUGUUCCCAGUGGCUCUGGGGUUGAUACAGCAGGCAUUGAAAUGGCUCCUGUUUCUCUGGCAGAGUUGUGGGGGCAGAGCCAGCCUUGGCCACACUGCGUUCUAAGGGGCUGUCAUUUUGCCCAGGGAGCUCCUGGCUUGACCGUCUACCCCCGGGGCCAGCACACAUCCCCCCAUGUCCCACUGCAGGGCCCCGGGGCAGGGAACAGCUUAUCAGUCAGUGUCCUUCCUCCCCAGCCCCGGCCUGCAUCUCCAUCGUCCACCCUGCUCCAGCCACCCCUUGUCCCUCUCCCUGCCCCUGGCCCGGAGCCUCUGGCCCCUCCUGCACUCCUGAGCCUAUCCAUCCAGCAGCGCCCCUCCUCCAAGGCCCCUCUGGGUCGGGGGUGUACACAGUGGGAAGAGGCAGCCCCUGCUGCUCCUCGCCCAGCCUGGUGCAGUGGCCAGAGCCACCCAGGGCAGUGGCAGAAGAAGGGGCUGUUUGAUUAGAAUCAGGGAAGAUAAGGCCCCUUGUGUGACCCCAGAGCUGGGGAUGCCAAAACUGCCCCUCCUGCCCCACCCACCUGCUGCUCUGUCCGUCAAGAGAGAGCCCCCGAUUCUGUGGUUCCUUGGUCCCCAGCACUAAGCCUGCCUGACUCCUCACCUGGCUCGGACUGGGCAUCAGUGACACACAGGUCCUGCCUCCCAGCAGCCCCUUCAUGAGCCCAAGGCCCAAGGGCUGGGGUUGGGAGCCCUUUAGCAGGCUGUGACACAGGUGCCUGUCCCUGUCAUUCAGCUGUCACCCUGCAUGGCGCAUCUCAGGCCCCGUUAGCGGAAGGAACCCCAGGUGGAGCUGGCCCCACUCAGGGUCACCCAGCCACUGCCUGCAGGAGGCUGUACUGUGGUGGCCCAACGUCCAGCCCUGCCCAGAGACCCUCUGCUCCAGCUGCAGCCUUUGCCCCUCCUCACCCCUCUCCCUGGUUUCUCCCUGGCACUGCCCUCCAUCUGCCCAGCCGUCCACCCACACCUCUUACUCUGUUUGAGGGUGCCCCAAAGAAGAGCCCAUCGCAGCCCAGGGGCUCACAGCCAGCCACUCGAAGGACCCUGCACACAGGCCCCACAGGAAGACCCUCCCUGCCUCUCCCACGGAAUUCGGCGGGUGCGAAAACGGCUCCAUAGCAGUGAAAGGCCGAUUUCUGGGGCUGUUGCUGCCCCGAGCUCCCAGCUCAGAUGCUGUCUCUGGCCUGGGACCAGGCGCUGUGCCUCCUGCAGCCCCAGCAGGCACCACAGAGGCUGUCCUCCUCACCCUGUGUCCUCACCCCAGGCCAGCUCCUCCUUUGAGCCGGCGCUGGCAGUGCUAAUCUCAAAGGAAUGUGCAGCCAGCCAGUGGCGUCCCAGGGACCCAGGAAGCCCAGCUGAGCCUUGCACAGCACCCAUGGGGUAUCCAGGCACCCCAUUGCUGGGCAGGGGGCAUGCAACAGGCCCCCGAGGGUGGGCCCCACACUUGGCCUGGUGCAGCUGCAAGCCAGCCCAGCCACCUUGCUCACUGUGACCCUGGGGCCAAGUGAUGGAAGGUCCAGGCACUGCCACCCUCACGCUUGGCGUGUUGGCUCAUCAGCCUGGCAAGCCAACUUUCCCAGGGGCUAAGACUAGGUGAGGAGAACGGUGAGGACCGACCAGCCGGGGGCUGUCAACUCAGGGAGGAGGUCAGCGUCUGGGAGUACGGUCCCCCUCUAAGAGCAUUGGGCCACCUGACAGGAGGGUGGCUGCCACCAGCACUGAGUCAAGGGUCUCUGGGACCCCGAGAGCUCCCAGCCAGCCAGCCAGCCCUGGGUGACAGGAAAGCCAGCUCCACCAGGGGAGAUGGUGCAGCCCCCAUGACCCUAGUCAAGACCUCCUGGCAUGUGGGGGCUGGUCAGGUGGCCCGAGCUCCCCCUGGCAAAAAGUGGCCCCUCCUGGGGUCUCUUCCCUUCCAGCUCUCUCUUUAUCCGUAGGACUCUGAGGCUCAGAGGAGCAGCUUAACGGGAGAAGGACGCCCCCCUGGCCAGGACCCCCCAGGCUCUGCCACUCAGCAGCCCCCAGAGGAGCGUGCACAAACACCAGGACUAAGUGGCCCCAGACGUGCAGUCCCUGCCAGAUGUUGGGGGCAGCUAGCUGCCCAGAGGCAUGCCUCUCCGCCAGCCACGCCCACCUGUGCUGCUGCUGCUACUGCUGGUCUGCCAGCCACAGGCCUCCUCCGCUCAGGUGAUGGACUUCCUGUUUGAGAGGUGGAAGCUCUACGGUGACCAGUGUCACCACAACCUGAGCCUGCUGCCCCCUCCCACUGAGCUGGUCUGCAACAGAACGUUCGACAAGUAUUCCUGUUGGCCGGACACUCCCCCAAAUACCACAGCCAACAUCUCCUGCCCCUGGUACCUGCCUUGGCACCACAAAGUGCAACACCGCUACGUGUUCAAGAGAUGUGGGCCCGAUGGGCAGUGGGUUCGAGGACCCGGGGGGCAGCCUUGGCGAAACGCCUCCCAGUGCCAGAUAGACGGCGAGGAGACUGAUGUCCAGAAGGAGGUGGCCAGGAUGUACAGCAGCUUCCAGGCGAUGUACUCGGUGGGCUACACCCUGUCCCUGGGAGCCCUGCUCCUCGCCUUGGCCCUCCUGGGGGGCCUCAGCAAGCUGCACUGCACCCGCAACGCCAUCCAUGCCAACCUGUUUGCAUCCUUCGUGCUGAAGGCGGGCUCUGUGCUGGUCAUUGACGGGCUGCUCAGGACCCGCUACAGCCAGAAGAUCGAGGACGACCUCAGUGUCAGCAUCUGGCUCAGUGAUGGAGCGGUGGCCGGCUGCCGUGUGGCCACAGUGUUCAUGCAUUACGGCAUCGUGGCCAACUACUGCUGGCUGCUGGUGGAGGGCCUAUACCUGCACAGCCUGCUGGGCCUGGCCACCCUCCCCGAGAGGAGCUUCUUCCGCCUCUACCUGGGCAUCGGCUGGGGCGCCCCCAUGCUGUUCGUCAUCCCCUGGGCGGUGGUCAAGUGUCUGUUCGAGAACAUCCAGUGCUGGACCAGCAAUGACAACAUGGGCUUCUGGUGGAUCCUGCGGUUCCCCGUCUUCCUGGCCAUCCUGAUCAACUUAUUCAUCUUCAUCCGCGUCGUUCAUCUGCUUGUGGCCAAGCUGCGAGCACGGCAGAUGCACCACACAGACUACAAGUUCCGGCUGGCCAAGUCCACACUGACUCUCAUCCCCCUGCUGGGGGUCCACGAAGUGGUCUUCGCCUUUGUGACAGACGAGCACGCCCAGGGCACCCUGCGCUCUGCCAAGCUCUUCUUCGACCUCUUCCUCAGCUCCUUCCAGGGCCUGCUGGUGGCUGUCCUCUACUGCUUCCUCAACAAGGAGGUACAGUCAGAGCUGCGGCAGCGCUGGCACCGCUGGCGCCUGGGCAAAGCACUACAGGAGGAGCAGAACACUAGCAGCCACAAGGCCUCGUCUGCGCCCGGCCUCAGCUCUCCCAGCAGGAAGCUGCGGUUUGGGAGCAGUGGAGGCAGCCACGGUGCUGGCCAGGAUUCAUCUGUGGCGACCCCAUUGGCCGGUGGCCUCUCUAGGUUAGCUGAGAGCCCCUUCUGAACCCUGCUGGGACCCCAGCUAGAGCUGGACUCAGACACCCAGAACUGGAUGCCCAGCUGAGGCUGGGGUGGGGGGGCCAACAGCAGCUUCCACCUACCCCCACCCCCAGUGUGACGAUCUGUGAGGUGGGGCCUCCCCUCCCUGUGCCUGCCCUGUCCCUGGUGCAGGGGCGAGCAGAGGAGUCAAGAGCAGGGGUGGGGCACUGUGCUGUGAACUGCACGCGUGUGUCCCCAUGUGUGCCGUGAUGUCCUACGUGUGUGGAAAUGUCCUCCAACAAUAAAGAGCUCAGGUGGCCA